UAGAAGGAUAGUUCUAGCACUUCAAAGCGGUUUGAAGAGAGAGUUAACUUGGGCUUUGAACACACUCGCAUUGCUCUCUUUCAAAGAGAAAGAUGAUACGCGUAAAGAUGCCUGCUUGGCCGAAAUUACCGGCUUGCUCGAUGCUCUUCUUCGAAUUAUCGAUGAUUGGCGCGAUAUUGCACUGCCUAAGGAACUUAGAAAGGGACAUAGGGCUAGAACAUUGGGUGCAACGGGAUUUGGCAAUGAGUGCAAGGCGUUGGGAUCAAAUACCUUGCUGCUACAGUUGGGGUAGGCUCGGAUGUCGUUUUUCUUGUCUUGCUGGUUUUAUGGUGGUGGAAAUAAAAUUGGACUGUUUUUUAUGCUAUGACAAUUUGGGGUUUGGGUCUUCUGCUGCUGAAACAUCCGGGCAAAAGAAUACAACUAAACGCUGUCGUUCGGAAUGGUGGCUUGAUGAAGAUGGUUUAUUUAGUCUAGAUGACGAGGGUCGAGCCGAAAAACAGCAGUGUGCUGUUGCUGCAUCUAAUGCCUCACAACUUUUCUUUCAUGCCGGAGAAUGAAAUUGCCAUGGCUCAGCAUCUGCAUUGCUUGGAAACAGUUUUUCAGUGUAUAGAAGAUGACA
Molecule: messenger RNA, 619 nt
Organism: Hibiscus syriacus
Lineage: Eukaryota; Viridiplantae; Streptophyta; Magnoliopsida; Malvales; Malvaceae
Exons: 2
Coding region: 93-557 (154 amino acids)
Source: RefSeq, a predicted model, not a curated record